UGAUUUUGAUUACACGGUUUUAACCAUGAAUCUAACCUCAAAAUUGUUUUACUUUUAAAUAGUGUAUAAAUAGUAAUAUGAAAUAAAAGAAUGUUUAUUAUGACCUAUUACAUAUAUUAUGUUUUAUUACAUUAAUAACAAACUUAAUAUUUUGUUAAGAGUUAACAAUUCACUUUAAAUAUACGUGAAAUAUUAAAUAAAAAUAUGAUUUUACCUUGCGCAGAUGUUGAAGACAUUGAGGACAUAAUAUCCUCGCACGAUGUUACUCCGAAGCAAAGAUUUUCUGCGAAAAAGAACAUCACUGUACGUUCGAAACGUAAAAAGCAAGAAGAGGAAUUACCACAACCUACAAUUUUAUCAAGCAUUAUACCAGGAACACAAAAGAUUUAUGUGAAAACAUGGGGAUGCACUCACAAUAGUUCCGAUAGCGAGUACAUGGCUGGACAACUUGCGGCAUAUGGUUAUCAUUUAACUAACGAUAAGCUCGAUGCAGAUUUAUGGCUUUUAAACUCUUGUACGGUCAAAACUCCUGCGGAAGAUCACUUUAGAAAUGAGAUUGAAUAUGGGAAAAGAAAUGGAAAACAUAUUGUUGUUGCAGGAUGUGUACCUCAAGGCGCUCCAAAGUCUUCGUUCUUAAAAGGAUUGAGCAUGGUAGGAGUACAACAAAUUGACAGAAUCAUUGAAGUAGUGGAAGAAACGUUGAAAGGAAAUACCGUAAAGUUUUUAAGCCAGAAAAAAGAGCAUGGGAAAAAAGUUGGAGGUGCAUCUUUAAGCCUUCCAAAAGUCCGAAGAAAUCCUUUGAUCGAGAUCAUAGCUAUAAAUACUGGCUGUUUGAAUCAAUGUACUUAUUGCAAAACAAAACAUGCCAGAGGCGAACUCGGAAGUUAUCCUCCUGAAGAAAUAAUAGAACGUGCCAAGCAGGCUUUUGAAGAAGGUGUAUGCGAAUUAUGGUUGACUUCAGAAGAUACCGGAACUUACGGUAGAGACAUCGGGACUAGUUUACCUGAAUUAUUAUGGAAACUGGUGGAAGUUAUACCAGAUGGUUGUAUGAUGCGCGUCGGUAUGACCAAUCCACCUUAUAUAAUAGAACAUUUAGACGAAAUGAGUAAAAUUUUAGAUCAUCCGAAAGUUUACAGUUUCUUGCAUAUACCCGUGCAAUCUGGAAGCGAUCAGGUAUUAUCUGAUAUGAAAAGAGAAUACACCUGCACAGAUUUCGAACUCGUUGUAAAUUUUUUGCAAUCAAAAAUUCCAAAUGUGACCAUAGCAACAGACAUAAUCUGUGGUUUUCCAACAGAAACGGAGAAUGAUUUUGAAGAAACUAUGAAGCUGUGUAACAAGUAUAAAUUUCCAAGUUUAUUUAUAAAUCAAUUCUUUCCAAGACCUGGCACACCAGCGGCUAGAAUGCCUAAAGUGCCUCCGCAACAAGUUAAAAAAAGAACUAAAAGAUUAUCGGAAUUUUUUCAAUCUUAUCAACCUUACAACCACAAGAUUGGAGAAAUACAGAAAGUAUUAGUAACUGAAAUAUCUCACGAUAAAUUGCAUUACGUUGCACACAAUAAGUUUUACGAACAAGUUUUAGUUCCUAUGAAAGAAGAAUAUUUAGGCAAAAUGAUAUCUGUUAAAAUCGUACGAGCCACUAAACACUCGAUGGAAGGUGAACCAAUAAGCGGAGAGUCUUGUUUUCCACAACGCGUAUCUUCAAUAUCAUUAAUAUCUGAUAAUAAAAUAUCUAGUGAUACAAUGAAACUUAAAAUAAUAAUAGGGAUCUGUUUUGCCUUGAUAGCUAGAAUUUUAUGGAAAUUUUUGAUCGUGUGAGCUUUGUAAAUAGAAAAAGAAAAAUAUUCUAUUUAAUUGUUAUUUUUAUAUUUCCAUACAAAAAAGAAAUAAUAAUAAAUAAACGAUUAAUACGAUAAUAAACGAUUAAAGAGA
This is a messenger RNA of Vespula vulgaris, 1929 nucleotides long. RefSeq names its product threonylcarbamoyladenosine tRNA methylthiotransferase. The coding region runs from base 205 to 1815 and encodes 536 amino acids. Lineage: Eukaryota; Metazoa; Arthropoda; Insecta; Hymenoptera; Vespidae. Gene Ontology annotation, molecular function: 4 iron, 4 sulfur cluster binding; tRNA (N(6)-L-threonylcarbamoyladenosine(37)-C(2))-methylthiotransferase activity. The record is from RefSeq and is a predicted model, not a curated record. The transcript is spliced from 2 exons. Gene Ontology annotation, biological process: tRNA methylthiolation. Gene Ontology annotation, cellular component: endoplasmic reticulum.